Molecule: messenger RNA, 1001 nt
Organism: Gloeophyllum trabeum ATCC 11539
Lineage: Eukaryota; Fungi; Basidiomycota; Agaricomycetes; Gloeophyllales; Gloeophyllaceae
Product: CDP-diacylglycerol--inositol 3-phosphatidyltransferase
Exons: 5
Coding region: 85-873 (262 amino acids)
Biological process (GO): phosphatidylinositol biosynthetic process
Cellular component (GO): Golgi apparatus; membrane
Molecular function (GO): CDP-diacylglycerol-inositol 3-phosphatidyltransferase activity
Source: RefSeq, a predicted model, not a curated record
GAGAACUCGGCGGACGCGUUCGUAUGUCACAUAGCUUUCUGCGGCACAGUCAGCGUCCUUUACGACCCCCCGGCUCCUACCACCAUGGCUAACGAAACACUGGACGAGGUCAGACGCAGACGAGCUGCUGUAGAGGUCGUGGACGCAAAGAUAGCGGUGGACCUGGCCACCGCACAGUCCUACUCUGAGAAUGUCUUCCUCUUCGUGCCGAAUCUCAUUGGCUAUACACGUAUCAUAUUGGCAGCUGCUUCGCUGCAUUGGAUGAGCUACCAUCCCAAAUACUGCACACUUGCAUACGGUAUCUCGUGCUUGCUUGAUGCUGCCGAUGGACAUGCCGCAAGAGCGCUGGGCCAGUCGUCAAAGUUUGGAGCAGUGUUGGAUAUGGUAACUGACAGAUGUACGACUUCAUGUCUCCUCUGCUAUCUAUGUUCGGCGUAUCCGGAGUACGCGAUGGGAUUCCAGUUCCUUAUGACGUUGGACUUCAGCAGUCAUUACAUGCAUAUGUAUAGCUCGCUCAUUACUGGUUCGAGAAGUCACAAGGCGGUUACCAGUGAGGUCUCUCGUAUUUUACGAUUCUAUUAUGAUCCCAAAAUCCUCUUCGUCAUGUGCGCGGGGAAUGAGCUCUUCUUUGUCGCGUUAUACCUUAUGAAGUGGAUUGACACGCCUAUCGCGUCCUCUUCAAUACCGCAGGUGGCUGCAUUCGGGUCCCUCCUCGGCGAUCUCUCGUGGCCCGCACUCCUGGCUGUUACCUGCGCACCAAUUUGCUUGUUGAAGAACAUCGUCAAUGCCGUGCAGCUGUGGAAGGCUGCAAAGAUAUUGGUGGGUCUGGAUUUACUGGAGAGACAGAAGGAGAGGGAGGACAAGCGUCAAUGAGGGCUUUGAAUAAGUACUUGGUUACAUAUAUCUUGAACCUACGCCGGAUCGCGGACGCUCGCGUCUAGUAUUAUAUGACUGUAGACACUGUAUAAUGCGUUUAUUCCAUUUUCUUACUGACUCAUGCA